Ectocarpus sp. CCAP 1310/34 is the source of this 921-nucleotide messenger RNA. The record is from the annotation of a GenBank genome assembly. NCBI's taxonomy places the organism in Eukaryota, Phaeophyceae, Ectocarpales, Ectocarpaceae.
AUGGCAUUGACUUUCGCACAUUUUGGUCCAAAAUCCGGUCUUCUCGUGUACAUGGACGAUCUCAUUUGUUGUUCAUCUACAUGGGAGGGUCAUAUCUCUCUUUUGGAAAAUACCUUUCAAGCGCUACAAGCCGCAGGUCUUACAUUGAAACCGUCGAAGGUACAAUUUGGGCCAAAGGAAGUGAAGUAUUUGGGGCAUAUUCUUUCUGCAGAUGGCAUACGUUUAGGUGAAGAUCGGAUAAAAUCGAUACUAGAGUUGCCAACGCCAACAAACAUCAAAAGUUUGCGAUCAGUCCUAGGAACGGUCAACUNGCAUUUUAUUUGUUGUUCAUCUUCAUGGGAGGGUCAUAUCUCUCUUUUGGAAAAUACCUUUCAAGCGCUACAAGCCGCAGGUCUUACAUUGAAACCGUCGAAGGUACAAUUUGGGCCAAAGGAAGUGAAGUAUUUGGGGCAUAUUCUUUCUGCAGAUGGCAUACGUUUAGGUGAAGAUCGGAUAAAAUCGAUACUAGAGUUGCCAACGCCAACAAACAUCAAAAGUUUGCGAUCAGUCCUAGGAACGGUCAACUAUGUCAGGAAAUUUAUCCCAGACUUAGCCGCCGUCAUCGCACCAAUGGUUGACCUUACGAAGAAAGACGCAGUGAAGUCGGUAGCGAAACGCUGGGGUCCGAAACAUGAUGAAGCAUUUGCCGAAGUGAAACGAUUACUCACCAACGCUCCUGUUUUGCAUUUUCCGGACUUUUCUCAAGAGUUUGUUAUCCAUGUAGACGCAUCUGAAGUGGGAGCAGGAGCAUUCCUGGCACAACAGAAUGGCGAUGACGUGAAUAUCGUAGCAUACUUUAGCCAGCGAUUCAACAAAAGCCAACAACACUACUCUGCCACCAUGAAAGAAUGCUAUGCUGUUACAUUUUACGUGCGUAACUGA